Molecule: messenger RNA, 3583 nt
Organism: Sebastes umbrosus (honeycomb rockfish)
Lineage: Eukaryota; Metazoa; Chordata; Actinopteri; Perciformes; Sebastidae
Gene: ifnlr1
Product: interferon lambda receptor 1
Exons: 7
Coding region: 274-2094 (606 amino acids)
Molecular function (GO): protein binding
Source: RefSeq, a predicted model, not a curated record
CACACCUGAGUAAAGCCACUCCUUUCCCAGGACGCAUUAGAGAUGGUUGAGAAGCGGAGGCCGGGAAAAUGCCCUAAAACCCUUUACAGCUUUAAUAUUUUACAGCCGUUUUGAUAUUGACUCUGGUUUUUGUUUUUGAGGGAUUUUGGAGAUACGGGAGUUUUGGUUUAGAUUUAGUUCUUUGUGGUGUGUUGCUUUUGUUUAGAACUCCCAACAUAGCGGCGGCAGCCUCAGAGUAGGACUUUGGCAUUUUUUUUGUGGCCCACUUACCUAAUGAAGAUGUGGUCUAUGAAGGUCAUCAUCCUGCUUCUGUUCUACUAUGCUUCUCUUUCAACUGGCAAUGGGAGAGUUUAUUUUGUCUCCAAGAACUUUUACAACAUACUCCACUGGGACCCCGUGGAGCCUGCCAUCCCUGGGGAAAAGGUCCUCUAUUGCGUCAAGUACUGGAGUGAUGCUGAGAAGCAGCUAUUCCAGAUAAAAGAGGAGUGUCAGAACAUCACUGCUCUGUCCUGUGACCUGACCGCAGAAACCCCAUCAGUUGAUUCCGUUUACUACCGGGCUCAGGUGUACUCUAACAGUAGCUUACAUGGCAGCACCAAAAGGUUUAAACCCACAGAAUACACUAUUCUUGGUCCACCCAUCUUGUCUAACUUCACAACAGUGUCAUCCUUGCAUGUUAAUGUCACGCUGCCCUUGGGGCCAAACGGAGUCUCCGUUGCCGACAUCAUCACCAACAGCAGAAAUGGGCCUGACAAGACUGAGAUGGUUUAUACCUUAAAAAUCACCAAACCAGAGUGGGCUGCACAGGUUAAUAAAACUACAACCGGCUGGUUCGUCAUCAACUUGAAGAACAACCAAACCGAGUACUGCGGCUAUGUGGUCUACCAGCCGCUUCCUGUAUGGGGUCACUCAAAAGAAGAGAGUGAGAAAGCCCACUUCUGUGCCACACUGCCAGGUGAUCCUCUGAUGUUUUUGCCGUGGCUUCUCGUGAGUGCAGCCCUUCUAACGGCCAUUAUCAUAACGUCCGUUGUGUUCGUGUGCAACUAUGUGAAGGGUGGAAAGAAAAAGAGCAUGCCAGAUCUAUUGGUAACCACUUCCAGCAGCCCACCUAGAGUACUGCAGUCUACAGAUACCAAUCUCAUCAUUUCCAAAGCGGAAAUCUGCGUUCAAUGUGACCAAACAGUUUACGCAACGAUCCGGAUGAAGCCAAAUAUGCCCUCAGUUGGGCCUGGAGGUUAUUCCCCCCAGGACAUCCCCUGCCAACCCUGGCAAGACAGCAGUGGCUCCUCUGUGGGAACAGGUGCACGCAGUCUGACCCCAAAUCAAGAGGACACGAGUGCCCAGUCCUCUGAAAUCUACAGUGUAAUAGCUGUCCGUGUCCCUGCUGAACAGAAUGAAGACUUUCAGCAGGUUACCAAUGACGACAGAGAAACCAGUAACCUACCAAUGUCGUCCAGUGGAGAAAGCUGGGACAAAGGUGAAGCAAGUCCAAAGCUGAUCUCGCAUGGAGUACCACCGUUACCUGAUCUGGACCCUUGUGAGAGCAAUCCAGCCAGGCCACUGCAGUUGCAAACAGUGCGGGAUGUUGACGGACAACUUGUGUUGUCUUCACUUAUUUUUCAGUUACAGAACAGCACAGAUGACGCAGUGUCACCCCUCAACCCAGAGAGAAAACCCCUCUUAUCUGACCUCAUAGACUCAAAGAUGGAGGGGCCAACAUUGGCAUCCUUGAAGAGCUUCGACGGUUCAGAGUGGUCAGACUCAGGGUGUGACGAUAGCACUGUAACCACACCAACCCAGCCCUACUGCAACACCAAUUAUUGCCCAUCUCAACCAAUUAGUCCUUAUUUCCACCAGGGAUGUCAGAACACACCACCUAGUGAUGCCAUAUUUGAAUUGGGUUACAAACAAAACUGGAUGCCUGCGAUCCUUCUUGAAACUGCAACCAAAGACAGUUGUGAAUACAGAAAGACAGACUAUCGGUGGACCUGGACUGGUCCCAAAAAGGAGGAGGAAGGUGAGGAAGAUGAACACAGAGGAGGAGAGGAGGGGCAAACACUUCUGGGAGGUUUAAUGGUACAAAUUCAAGAAUAGUAAUCCUCUCUAUAAUCUUUGCUAUCUGCUGUGUGGCUGAUGAUGCAGAGACAGAUGUUUAAACUCUCCUUAAACAUAGACCAAAUUCAUCCUGAACUAAGUCUUAUUUAAUAACCACAUCUGGACCAUUACAUACAUUUCAUAUCUUAGAUGUGAUAUAUUAUGCCUUGCUGUAAAUCUGGUUUUAUUUAUUUAUUAACCCACAAUUGUAAAAUAUUAGACUAGAAAUACGUAUGGAUAGUCUUAAAUUGUGAGUUUACAUUUGAAGACAUUAUUGUAUAUACAGAAUUUGUAUUUUAAAAGAUGUUGAAUUGUUGAAGGUUGAACCCAAAGUUAACUUCUUUCAUAACUGAUAUAAUCUAUUCUGGACUUCUCUUGUUAUGUGUUUAUACUGUAGAAGGGAAUAUAGCAGCUACGAUAUAAAGUUUGAAGUGUCCCUUAAUGACAGUAUAUCUCACUAUAGUUCACAUCAACAUUUACAUUGUUACGGUAGUCUAAAGCUGUGUUCAGACAGCUAAAAUCUGUUUUGUUUACAUAAUGAAGAAUACACAUGAUCAAUCCCUACAUGUUUGUACUUUAAGUGGUUUGAAAUGUAGUUUAAAUUACUUUCUUACAAUUCAACUCAGUCCGACCACACAGAUCCAUUUUUAAGUGUUUCAUUUUCAAUAGAGCUGCAAUCACACGCAGCCAGCACAUGCAUGUGUGUGCCAUCACUAUGGCGACACAUUAUUGAAACUUAUUACGCUUUCUAAAACACACAAAGCCAAUCUGGUCAAUUUUAAAUUACAAUGUGGACAGUCAACCUUGAAGAUUAGAUAUGAACACAAACCUGAUUGCUUUGUGGCUGAAAAAAGCCUUAGACAAAGUCCAACGCCUAUUAUCAUCUUUUCAGCUGUUUAAAAUGGGACUAAAAUGACUGAAUUUCUACUUGAAAUGAAUGUAUUCCUAUUUUAAAACUCAUCAACAUAGUUCAGUAUUAUUAGUGUUUGCAUCUGUAGCCUACAUAAAAAAGAAAUAUUCCAUAUUUUUCUAACUCACAAAGUUCAUGAACUCCUUUUGUUAUCCUCAUUGUUUGCUCUUCUUUCAGGGGAAGAAAAUACAGUGUGUAAAAAAUAUAUUAGAAGGUGGGGUCACGGUGCAACCUGAGCCACGCUGAUAACAGCUAGGUUUGUAAUAGCCUGAGCAGACUUUUAUGUACAGUUGUAAAGUAAUAACGUCAGGUGUGUUGAAACAGUGCGAUGUGAGUCACAUAUGGACACAAUGUAGAUAUACAAUACAGAUGGUAUUGUACAUGUGUACAUUUGUAUUGUGGACAAAAGUGUCUCGAAUGAAUGGUAAUGAAUGAAUGUAUUAUUAAGUUACAACUUUCUUUUAUUCUGUAUUUACAGAUCGUGAAUUUCUAAUAAAUGUACUGUAUGUUGGAAAGUUUGAUUUAUAUUAUUGAAAUUCUGAAAAAUGAAUAUUAAAGAACCUUUUCCUCAAAACAGAA